AUGCCGUUACCCCCACCCCCACCACCAACCACCCCUCCCAUCUCCUGGCCCCCAGCCUCCUUGCUCUUCACCCAAGAGCUCAGCUUCCAGCUCCUCAAACUGCUGCCGGGGCCCCACUGCCCAUUAGUGGAGAUCCCGGUGGGCUUAGGGGAACAGCUGGAGCAGAGGCCAGCCUCGGGUCGCUUUCCACAGGUUGACCAGGGAUUCCCAGGCUCUCCUGCGCUCCCCCCAGCACACCACACCCUGUUCUGGCGCCUGGCUGGCGAAUGGGUGCUGACCCAGCUGAUAGCCCCGAGCUGUCGCCUCACCAUGCUCAAGGGCUUGAGAUCCUGGCCUUCCCGCAGUGAAAAUGACAUUGCUGCUCGGAGAACAGAAGACACCUCAGUAAAAACAGAGGUACCAGAAAACAGCCUCCCCUGGGCCCAGCACCCCACCCAGCAUGGUCCAGGACCGUGGUGGGGGUGCUCCAGAGCACGGCUGCCGACCUGGUCUUUGGGGGCAGCCAUGACCCAGCCUCCACCCACCAAAGCACCAGCCAAGAAGCAUGUGCGACUGCAGGAGAGGCGAGGCUCCAAUGUGGCUCUGAUGCUGGAUGUGCGGUCCCUGGGAGCUGUAGAGCCCAUUUGCUCAGUGAACACACCCCGGGAGGUCACCCUACACUUUCUGCGCACAGCUGGACACCCCCUCACCCGCUGGGCCCUGCAGCACCAGCCACCCAGCCCCAAGCAGCUGGAAGAGGAAUUCCUGAUCCCCUCAAACUUUGUCAACUCUGAAGACCUGGAUAUUCCUGGCCACGCCUCCAAGGACCGAUAUAAGACCAUCUUGCCAAGUAAGAAGUGCGGCGGGCUUCAAGGGAGUGCAGGGAUUGGCCGGACUGGCUGCUUCAUCGCCACCCGAAUUGGCUGUCAACAGCUGAAGGCCCGAGGGGAAGUGGACAUUCUGGGUAUCGUGUGCCAACUGCGGCUGGACAGGGGUGGGAUGAUCCAGACCACAGAGCAAUACCAGUUCCUGCACCACACCCUGGCCCUGUAUGCAGCCCAGCUACCGGAGGAGCCCUGCCCCUGACCGCUGGUACCUCCACCAGCCCACGUGCCAGAUCCCCCCACGCCUGGGCAGGUGGUUCUGGGGA
This is a messenger RNA of Puma concolor (puma), 1129 nucleotides long. The record is from RefSeq and is a predicted model, not a curated record. Lineage: Eukaryota; Metazoa; Chordata; Mammalia; Carnivora; Felidae.